This is a messenger RNA of Rotaria sp. Silwood1, 231 nucleotides long. The record is from the annotation of a GenBank genome assembly. Lineage: Eukaryota; Metazoa; Rotifera; Eurotatoria; Philodinida; Philodinidae.
AUGUGUCAAUACAAUAAUAAAUGUCAGCAACUUGACGAACCUCUUCAUCGUGCACAAUUUUGUCAUUCUAAUUUACCAGAUUAUCUUGUUCCAUGUCGAUAUCAACAAAAUUGCAAGACAAUAAAAGUAGAACAUCGAAUUAAAUAUUCUCAUAGAGAAAAAAUUUCAUUGCCAUUAUGCAUAGAAAACUCUAUAAAACAAACACAUGAUAAAAUUAAUGACAAUUCAUAA